Molecule: messenger RNA, 4854 nt
Organism: Lactuca sativa (garden lettuce)
Lineage: Eukaryota; Viridiplantae; Streptophyta; Magnoliopsida; Asterales; Asteraceae
Product: disease resistance protein RML1A
Biological process (GO): signal transduction; defense response
Molecular function (GO): ADP binding
Source: RefSeq, a predicted model, not a curated record
AUUAUAUAGGGAGACCAAGACUUCAUCUCCCAACCUUGCAGAUCCAAUUUCAAUGGCUUCCAGUUCUUCCUCUAGUAUUAUGGCUUCUCCUUCUGCUAAUACUUGCAGCUUUGAUGUUUUUCUAAGCUUCAGAGGUGAAGAUGUUCGUCACUCUUUUGCAGAUCAUCUUUACGAAGCGUUAAAGCGGGCAGGAUUCCUUACUUUUAGGGAUGAAGAAGAAAUCAAGAAAGGCGAACCACUGAAGCCGGAGAUUGUAAGUGCAAUUAAAGGAUCUAAGGCUUCAAUAGUUGUAUUGUCAAAGAACUAUGCAACUUCCACUUGGUGCCUUGACGAGCUUCUGUUGAUCCUAGAAGAAAGGAGGCACUCCAGUCAUUUCGUUCUACCUAUUUUUUAUCACGUUGAUCCUUCUGAUGUGAGGAAACAAAAUAAAACCUUUGACAUCAAAGUCAUAACUUCUUCACAGUGGACAGAUAAGAAUGUCAAGCUGUGGAAGGCAGCUCUUACUGAAGUUGCUAGUUUGAGCGGCGAGGUUUCGGAAGCGCAUGAAACAGAGUUUCUGAAGAAAAUUGUUGAUAUCAUUUACAAUAAACUGGAUCACAGAAAACUUCAUCUUCCAGACAAUCUAACAGGGAUGGCCCCCAGAUAUGAGGAUAUUAGUUCCUUUAUAAAUGAACCAAAUGUUAAUAUUUUAGCAAUUUGCGGCAUGGGUGGAAGUGGCAAGACAACGCUAGCCAAGUAUAUUUACAAUUCUAAUUGGAAUUCUUUUGAGAACAUGAGUUAUCUUGAAGAGAUUGGUAGCAGAUGUAAAGUAUAUGAUGAGUUGCUUCAGCAACAGGAACGACUUCUUCAUGAUAUUUUAGGGGGCAAGAAUAGACAAAUACCCAGUGUUUCGGAAGCUACAUCUAACAUUAAGGAGGCCUUAAACACAAAGAGAGCAUUUAUUGUUCUCGAUGACAUUGCUAAUCGUGAUCAAUUAGUCGCUUUACUUGGAAAUGGGAAGAUUAAUGCAAAAAGUAAGAUCAUAAUAACAACCACGGUCCUAAAUAUAGAAGAAUGGUUCAAUUCUGGAUCUAGGUGUCGAAAAUACGAAAUGAGAUUAUUAAAUUAUGAUGAAUCACUUGAGCUUUUUUGUCGUCAUGCCUUUAGAUCCAAAUUUCCCAUAGAAGGUUUCAAGGAGCUCACAUUAAAGGCGGUACGUUAUUGUGAAGGAAAUCCACUUGCUCUUGAAGUGUUGGGUUCGUCUCUAUCUGUGGAUAAUAAUAUCCAAGUUUGGGGAAGUACAUUGAGCUCGUUUGAGAAUAACCUUCAUGAUAAAAUUCAAUGUGUACUCAUUGAUAGCUACAACUCUUUGCCACAUGACUGUAACAGAAAGUUGUUUUUGCAUAUUGCUUGUUUCUUUGUUGGCAAAGACAAGGAUUAUGUAGAAAAUAUAUUGGAAGGCGAUUUCUCUGCAACCUCUGGGAUCAAAAUCCUAUGCGACAGAUGUCUUCUUUCUGUUUCACUAAAGAAUGAACUGAUGAUGCACCGAUUGCUUCAGGAGGUGGGGAAAGACAUAGUUGUUAAAGAAUCAGAAGUACUUACAGAACGUAGUAGAGUCUGGCGUAGUCGUGACUCUUAUAAGAUAUUGAGAAGAGGAAAGGGUUCAGAAAGAGUGGAAGGUCUGGCACUUGACAUGGAAAGGUUAAAGGAAGAGGAGUUUGCAGUCAGGCCAUCAAAACUCAAGACAGAUGCACUUAACAAUAUGGAUAACCUAAAAUUGCUCCAGUUAAAUUCAGUGCAACUCACGGGGUCCUACGAGAAUUUUUCAGAAGAUUUAAGAUGGCUCUGCUGGUUUGGCUUCCAUUUAGAAAACAUACCUUGUGAAUUAUUCAUGGGAAACUUGGUAGCUAUAGAUAUGAGCAGUAGCAAAUUGAAAGUAUUUGAACCACCCACGGAACUUACAUCCCUGAAGAUUCUAAAUCUUAAAGACUCGGACAACCUAAUCAGAAUCCACAACAUGUUCAAGAUCCCCCAUCUUGAGAUAUUGAUUCUUUGGAAUUGUCACAGUCUAGUUCGUGUUUGUGAAACCAUUAAAAACUUGAAUACUCUUGCAUUACUAAACAUGACAGGAUGUCAAAAGCUGUUCAAGAAGGAGGAAACAAAAUUGUUAGCAGGGAAAAAAGACUCUAUUUCCGAUGGAGGAGUUGCAAAACAGACUACCUUAUCCUUCUUACCACAGUCAUUACACCAGUUAUUCCUCAAAGGUUGCAAUCUUGAGCAAACUGAUUCUUUUCCUCUGAGUUUCAGUGCUCAACCAUCUCUGCAGUACUUAAAUCUAGGCCAUGGUCUAUUUGAGUUUCUUCCUGAUUACAAUCAUCUUGAAAAUCUUCGGGUCCUUGACUUGAGUUUUUGCUCGAGACUUAAGUCCAUCAAGUGUCUCCCGAGUACACUUGCGGAAUUGUAUGUAUAUUACUGCAGAUCGCUGGAGAUAAUAAAUUUCGUAUCACAUCAAUUCACAUUGCAAGAGUUUGGGUACAAAGGCUGUAUAAGUUUGUCUGAAGUUGAAGGCUUAUUCAAACUGGUGCCUGUAUCCAAACUUGAAGAAAAUGAUUUGGGGCACAUGAAGUGGAUAAAAGAAUAUCAAAAUCAAGAGGUGUGCCUGGUUGGUGAUGAUGAGCUAACAAAAGACAGAAGUGCGUGUGUCCAGAUGUUGUAUGAAUUCAAUAUAAUGAGCACGUCUCUGCUAGACAUAAAGGAUCCUAACAUGAAGCCUAAUUAUGUAUCGGAAUUAUCAUCUUUGAACUUUUAUGUGCCUUCAUCUCCCAAGAAUAGGACACUUAAAGGACUUGAUGUAACGUUCAAAUAUACAAUAACUGGGGAUGAUUGGGCAUGGUUCUGUAAAAUCAGUACGACCAAUGGUGUUGAUUUGAUGUACAACCCAAAAGUCUUUGGCAAACCUGAUUCUGGUAAAGUUGGUAUAUGGUUAAGCUAUUGGCCAAUUGGAAGCACAUUGCACAUUGGAGAUGUAGUUAAUAUCUCUAUCAUUGUGAUGAGUGGAAUGGAGGUACAGGGAUGUGGUGUGAGCCUUGUUUAUGCUGAAGAAAAUGUAGCCAAGGAAACCUUUGAAAAUAACAUGGACUGGGAAGAAAUUCUUCAAGGAGAUUUGUCUGGCUUUCAACUAAGCACUGGAGCGUACUAUCUUUGUCGCAAUGAUUUCUUCGGGUUGAUGGAGGUUGGUAGACUAACUGAUGAUUGGUUUAGAAUUUUAGUUGGUGAUACCAUCGACCAUGCAGAGGUACGAGGCUGGAGAAAGACAGGUCGACGUAAGCAGUUGAAUCCAUCAUUUACAGAGUUAAAAACUGUUAGAUGCAUCAUCCAUGGACCCCAAUCGGAGGAAGUUUACAAGAUCGCAAAUAUGUCGAAAUCAAUGUUUGUAGAUAAAAAUUUGGGGUUCUCUUCCACCAUGUUUGGAGAGAUGAAAUCUGCCACGUCUUCAAAAUCUAGUGAUACAACAGCAAAGGAAUUAAAUAAGAUUCAGAAUGUAGAGAGUAUGGACAUGUCUAAAGCAUCUGUUCUUAAUGAGAUUCAGCAGUCUACUUCAAGCUCAUAUGGGGAGGAACCGGAUUCAUGGUUUACACAUCAUGCUGGUGACAAGGGGAAAAGGUCUCUGAAAGUGGUUCUGAAAGUGGAUUUUUCGAAUGAUAAGGAAAGAAGGAAGGUGCUCAAGAAAGUUAUCAGAUCUUCAGGGGUCGAGUCCGUAUCUGCAGACAUAGACAAGAAAUUAACGGUGACCGGGGAAAUUGAUCCAGUUGAGAUUGUCACAAUCCUUAGAAAAUCUUGGCGCACAGAAUUAGUGGCUGUUGGACCAGCCAAAGAAGAGAAGAGGGAUGGAAAGAAAGAAGAGAAGAGGGAUGGAAAGAAAGAAGAGAAGAGGGAUGGAAAGAAAGAAGAUAAGGAUGAUGAUCAGAAGAAGAAAGAAGAAGCUCUUUUGGAAGCUUACAAGAGCUACAAUCCUUACAUGCCACAGGUGGCAAUGGUUGCAGAUGGCCGGAAGAUGCAGCGGUGAUGUAUAGAAGUGGGAUGAAGAGAGUGGCUGGAACGAUAUAAAAAAGGAGGGUAUUCUUGUUAUAGCCUUUUUCUAUGAAAUCCAUCACGGAAAGGGUUUUAGAAUCUCAGGUCCUACGGAAGGAUUUCUAAAAGGGAAAAUGACUUAUGAGCCCAACCAAGUUUCCAAACCGUUUAAGAAACCUCAAUCAUGUUUUCUUUGUUCAAAAAAAUCCAACGAAUUUAAUAUUUUUUCGAAAAAACCUAACUAAGUUACACUUUCCUAAAAGUCAAAUAAGAGAAACAGAUGACAUGGCUUAUCGGGAAAAUGACUUGUUAGACCAACGAAGUUUCCAAAACGUUUAAAAAAUUCCAAUCAUGUUUUGACUGUUUAAAAAAAACCCAACGAACUUAAACAAAACAAAAUUGAGAUUUUUUGAACGGUUUGGAACUUUGUUGGACUUUUUAGAUAAAAUGUUAAGUUCAUUGGGUUUUUUGAACAGACAAAACAUAUUUGAGGUUUUUUGAAUGGUUUGAAAACUUCGUUGGGCUUUUAAGUCAUUUUCCUUUUCUAAAAUCCCAUCGUCAUAGCCAAGGGAUUUGGAUAAAAUCUCAGGAUUGCAGAUAUUUUUUACAGUACAAGGUAUUAAAAUGGAUGUUAUUUCAAAAUGCCUCCAAAUCCGAGGGAAUACUUCAAUCCAAAUGCCCCGUACAUAAACAUACUUGGCUUCUUAUUUUGCAUGUAAAAUUGUAUCGUAAAACAACUAUUUUGAUAUGUACGCCGGUUUUCAUAGAUAAUUGCAUUGCCUCUAUAAGGAUUCAAACCUCAAA